This is a messenger RNA of Fraxinus pennsylvanica, 375 nucleotides long. NCBI's taxonomy places the organism in Eukaryota, Viridiplantae, Streptophyta, Magnoliopsida, Lamiales, Oleaceae. The record is from the annotation of a GenBank genome assembly.
AUGCCCUAUCCAAUUAAACCUAGGAUAUAUUAUACAUGCCAUAGAGAUGUCAGAAGGCAAUUGGAAGAAAAUGCUGAGCCAAGUAACUUUGUAAGCCCAAAUGUAAUACCCAUAGCCAUCCAGCCACCCACCACCGCCCUAGAACAAGAUCUUGCCACUGGAGCCUCGCCCAUCACUGCCCCAACUCCUCCAAAAGCAACCAAUGCUAAGGUGACUGCUGCCACCAUAACUCUUAGCCUCACCUUAAAAUUUUCGGUGAAUGCAGCUGCAAGUAAUGGUACAAUGGAGCCUAAAGAAAAUGCCAGGGCUUAUGCCAUGGCUGCCUGCCUAGGGGUUGGGGAGUGUUGGGAGGAGAUCACAUUGGUCAGCUCAUAA